CGCGCUGCGCCAGUCCGCGCCUCGCCGCCGUCGCGUCCGCACGCGCCCUCUCUGCCCGCUCCGCACAAACACACGCGAUCAGUGCCAGCGACGACUCGGAUACCAACCACGGUGUAUGUGAUUAAGUGACGGCUUCCCAGUGCUUUGAAGUGGAGGCUCGGGCCGCCGGCGCCGCUGGGCCCGCUUGCGGCCCGGGCGGUGGGAUGGACUCCCCACAGAUGUACGAUGCGACCGGCGCGCCUCCGCCGCCGCCGCAACCCGAUCUCAAGAAGGUCGGCGAUGACAAGCGCGCGCCCUUUCCGCCCCCGGAUCUGGACGAGCUCAAUGGCCAGGAGAUCAGUCUGGACCUGCAGCACCUCAUCGAGGACCAAUUCCGGGGAGAGGAGACCAUGGCGCUCUUCCAGGAGAUCCUACCAGGCGGCCGCUCUCCGCAGCAGCGACACUUCACACGGACCACUCUGGCUUACAUGCCGCAGCCGGUACAUUCGGGAGCAUCAUACGCGCCUGUACCGGCUACCGCGGCACACGAACAACAGCCUCCUAUAAAAGAGGAACCGCCUGAGCCACAUGAUUUUAGGCGAAACGUCAGUUGCGCUCAAUAUACAGGCCAGUACAACCCCCAACCGCCCGUAGGCGUCAACGGUCCAUAUGGUGGAGGAUUUACCUCCUUACCACCGCUCGGAGCACCGCUUCUGCCUCCCCUACUCAAACACAAACAGACCCCAUCGAGACGCACCUCCGGAAAGUCCGUAGACAAAGGCACAGAUGAAUACAGAAGGAGACGUGAGCGCAACAACAUAGCUGUCAGAAAAUCUCGCGAGAAAGCUAAAGUGCGCUCUAGAGAGGUAGAAGAGAAGGUGAAGACCCUGUUGAGGGAGAAAGACGCGCUGCUGAAGCGGUUGGAGGCGGUGUCUGGGGAACUGAGUUUACAUAAACAAAUGUACGUGCAUCUGAUCAACUUGAAUCACCCGGAGAUCACGGAGCUGUGCCGCUCCAUGCUGCAGCUCGGGGCGCCGCACGCGCCCGACCACACACUCUGACCAUAGAUCGAGGAGCUCUGUGUGAUAUCGUGCAUUAACUCUUUAAAGUGACCUACGUUAAGGGUAGUUAGCGAAAUUAUUAUGUGAUUUAUAUUGUUUAUUGUACACGGAUAGUUUAGAAGUAAGUCCAUCCGCAGUCGAUGCUGUGAAGGCUUUGGGCGAUAGACUACGCAGAUAAAUAAAAACACAGGUAUUUAAAUCGAAAAUUUGUUCAAACACUUGCUUUUACAUAGUCACAUUACGGUGUAUUGUUGCCGAGAAUCGGAAAAAAAUUGCUUAAUGAAGUAGUUGCCGGACGAGGCUUGCUGAGUCCUUGCAAAUGCCGAGGCGCUAUUGUAUAAAUUUAAAAUAUCGCGUAGUCUGUUCAGCCUUUUAUAUUGGUGCUUUUAUUCUCAAUCGAAGAGUGAGCCUUGGUCUGGGGUGUGACUAAGACUAAGACUGACUUUUUUAAGGCUUUUGCCAUUUAAAAAGCACCGAUUAUGUUUAAAAAUGUAAUAUCGCGAAGAUAGUACUCAUGUGAGUGUGAGGUGUUAUAUGUAGGUGAGCUUACACACAUUAUUAAUUUGCUUGGCAGAAUGAACCUCUUAUAAUGCGCCACGCAUAAGAGUUAAGCUAUCGGUAGUUUUAAUACGAUGUAUUGGUGGCCUAAGGCUUAACAGUGCAAGCUACUUUUACGUUAAGCUAUGUCCACACCAAUAAGCUUUUAUCUUCAUUUUACUUCACCUUUCAUCUUGUUCAAAAUUUAUGUUAUGUGAUUGCCAUUAGCGACGCAAAAUAACUUUAGUGUAUUGGAGGUGUUAGUCACACUUUUAAGCAUUGAUGUGGACAUAGCUUUAGAUUUUUUUACAUGAAGCCUUUUCACAAGCCUUCGACUAAUAAGCGAGUUCUGGCCGCAAAGAAGUGAUCUCAAAAAUGGCGGCUGCACCCGCUGGCUCACACAAUCACUGCCAUGUGUCUCGAAAAUGUACUCUAUGGACAUAACAAUACGUACUGAUUUACGACGUAAAGGCUGCUGUAGAUAAUACAUUUGCAAAGAUAUGACAUUGGGAUUCUAAUUUAGAGUUGAAAUACAUUAAUUUUAAAUCCCAUUUAUAGAUGUCGCUAGACUCAUCCAAGAUUUUAAAAUUAAGGAUCGUAAAAACCACAAAAACAUGGAAAUAUGUGACUGAUUUUUACCUUUUUAUGGUCGGAAUGAAUAUUUUUUAACUGUAUUGAUACAUUGAGAUGCAAUGUAGUUUGUAAUAUAUUAAAGUAGGGUAGACCGAAGCGAAUCGGAUCACAGGGCGAAUCGGAACCAACUAAAAAUCUGUUGAUACUUAGGUACAAUGUUUUUGAUAACUGUAGUAGAAGGAGACGUACGGUGCACCGGAUUUUUGAUUUUGAUCCGAUUCGCCCUGGGAUCUAUUUCGCCUCGGUCUACCCGAGCUGCGUAACCUGUACAUUUGGUUGUAAAUAAUCUACAUAUAUAGAUGUAAAAUUCUUGUUUCUGAAUUGUUUCUCAGCUUCUCCAAAAAUCUAACUAACCUGUUACUCUUGAUACGCCUAGGACUGUUCUUUUUGAAGUUUAUUGUAAAACAAAACUUUAUUUUCGUUUAAUAAUACCUUAAUUAAUCGAUAUGUGUAAAUAAUAGGAAUUUUAUCGUUAACGCUAAGCGUAGGGUUAGCAAAGGGCUAUUUUAACUAUUUUGUUGAGUUAUAAAAUUUUUAUUCCUAAAAAGUACCUUCUAUUAAUUCUUAUUUUUGUUAGAUUUUAUGUAUGUAUAAGUUUAAAAUAAGAUUUAAAUUAAUUAUGAUUAAAUCAUUGUUCUACAUACUGCCGUGGGAAGUACAAGGUGUAUUUAUAUGAAAAAUCGAUGUAAAUGUUCUAAGCUACUUAAUUGCGUAUGACGUUACUCUAGUAACAUGUUAUAAGCUGCUUAAAAGAAUAUUAUAAUUGUAAAAGAUAUACUUUGACUGCCAACCUUAGCGACGUAUGAAAUUUCAAGUGUUAUAGUCCAGUUAAAAACUCACUGCACGCGAAGCGAGUAAAAAAGAGAGGACCCCGUCCACCGCAGGUAGGUGUGACAGAGACACUACGUAUUCGCGUGCAACGAGUGUUUGAUUCUAUUAUAUAAAAUUUAGGGUUGGCACUCAUAGUAAAAACGGGUCUCGAAACACAUAGUUACCAUAACAAAUCCUACGAUUUAAAUAAAAUGGAGAUGGCUACACACCAGUCACUAUAAAUAGAAAUAUAAAAUAUUUAUUCUUAAGCACAAACACAGAAAAGAAAAUUAUACAAAAAAAUAGAGAAAACAUAGGAUGGAGAAAUUUAUUUACUCUAUUGUGAAUAUAACCGAUUUUUACUACGUUCUACUUAUGAUGUUUCCAGUACAGAAGUUACCCAGAAAUAAUACCUCGUAUAUAUAUUUAAUAGAAUUUGAUAGAAUGUUUAUCAAUAAUUUGGUGUGUAGCUGUCAUUAUGUAGUCGUUAUGCUCCGUCCGGCUUUUACCUACAUACAUAAUACGUACAUUCAAGAAAAAAAAAUAUUUUAUCUACUUACUAUGACAUAUCUUUGUGACAAGUAUUCUUGUACGGAUUUUAUAUCAAUGUUUAAAUAUUGGAAUGGAUUCAUAUACAACAUAAAAAUUGGUGGUGUGAUUUGAAAGCUUUAGAGGUCUUGAAAAUGUGUUCUAAAAUAUAUUCUAUGCCUAAAGGCUCGUUUAAACUGAGGCUUCAAAAUGUUUUCUUUAAAAAAAAUAUUUAUACAUAACAACAAAACCAACUAAAAAGCUAUUUGAAGUUAGCAUUCUGAUGCUUCAGUUUUAAUACUUUUGUUUAUUUUAUUAAAUAUUGUUGAUUUAUUUUUAAAUAAUUUAUGAAUCAUUAUGUUUUUAUCUACGUCGUCCAGAUGGUGCUAGAAAUGCGAGAUCAAACCUUCUUUCUUGUUCUGAGCCAAAGACUUUUAUUAUCUACUCGGGUGUCAAACUAUGUACUUAAAAAAUACACAAAAAAAAUUAUAACAUUAAUCAUUGAAUUUACGUAAUGUUAAUCGAUUGCUGCCAAAUUAAACUGCUGAUAUUGAUAACCUUUGGUUGAGUGACAACCCUAGCAAUUCUUCAGGCAUUUGUGAUAAAUCAAGUUUGUACGAAGUUACUCUUCUGUACCUACACUGUACAUGUUCGUAAAGAAUCAGUCAAUUUGUGUGCAUAUUUUUAUUACUGGACUAAUGGACUUUAUUUUUCACAACAAAAGUAUAAAUACGUAUUUAUUGGACGACUAUUUUUUUUAUGUUAUGUUGCUCAUUCAUGGUAUUGUUACUAUGUACAAUUUUACUGUCAAGGGAUUUUGUAGAUAGCGCCAGCAUAGAUUUAACUGUUAGAAUUUUGUUCCACGAAGGGCUCCAGGCCAUAAAAUAAAAUAUAUAAUUUCGUAGUUUUGACAGGUGAAACCUAUGCUUGCGAAAUGUGUAAAAUACUUCGACAGCCCAAACCUAAUUAUCAAUAAUUUUACAGUUUGAUGCUCUUGUAGACUGUCAAUUGCUUUACAAAAUCCUGUCAAAAUGAAUGUAAGAGGCCUUGAAUAUGUCUGACAAUAAUGUUAGUGUAAGUGGGUGAUGCCCCUCGAUGUUAUAGGUGCAAUUAAAUUUAAUAUAUACCUAUUUAAUAUAAA
This is a messenger RNA of Cydia strobilella, 4689 nucleotides long. RefSeq names its product CCAAT/enhancer-binding protein-like (gene C/EBP). Gene Ontology annotation, biological process: DNA-templated transcription; regulation of transcription by RNA polymerase II. The transcript has 2 exons. The coding region runs from base 204 to 1040 and encodes 278 amino acids. NCBI's taxonomy places the organism in Eukaryota, Metazoa, Arthropoda, Insecta, Lepidoptera, Tortricidae. The record is from RefSeq and is a predicted model, not a curated record. Gene Ontology annotation, molecular function: DNA-binding transcription factor activity, RNA polymerase II-specific; RNA polymerase II cis-regulatory region sequence-specific DNA binding.